Messenger RNA from Limanda limanda (common dab), 3214 nucleotides. It is a transcript of the gene usp12b, whose product is annotated as ubiquitin specific peptidase 12b. Gene Ontology annotation, cellular component: cytosol; nucleus. The transcript has 10 exons. Gene Ontology annotation, biological process: protein deubiquitination. The record is from RefSeq and is a predicted model, not a curated record. The coding region runs from base 70 to 1236 and encodes 388 amino acids. Lineage: Eukaryota; Metazoa; Chordata; Actinopteri; Pleuronectiformes; Pleuronectidae. Gene Ontology annotation, molecular function: cysteine-type endopeptidase activity; cysteine-type deubiquitinase activity.
CCGAGCAGCCUCAGCGGCUCCUCUCUCAUCUCAUCGCGGGGCUCGGUCCAGCAUGGCGGCGGCUUGCGGAUGGAAAUACUGAUGACAGUCCGGAAGAUCGCCUCGAUUUGUACGAUGGGCGCCAAUGCCUCAGCCUUGGAAAAGGAGAUCGGACCGGAACAGUUUCCCGUGAACGAACACUACUUCGGAUUGGUCAACUUUGGCAACACGUGCUACUGUAACUCGGUGCUGCAGGCGCUGUACUUCUGUCGGCCGUUCAGGGAGAAGGUGCUGGCGUACAAGGUGCAGCCGCGGCGUAAGGAGUCGCUCCUCACGUGUCUGUCCGACCUCUUCAACAGCAUCGCCACGCAGAAGAAGAAGGUCGGAGUCAUCCCGCCCAAGAAGUUCAUCUCGCGGCUGAGAAAAGAGAACGAGCUGUUUGACAACUACAUGCAGCAGGACGCCCACGAGUUCCUCAACUACCUCCUCAACACCAUCGCAGACCUGCUCCAGGAGGAGAAGAGCCAGGAGCGACAGCAGAAUGGGAAGCUGGUGCAGAACGGAGGAGGAGGAGGUGGAGGAGGAGGAGGAAGUACAGGUGGAGGAAGUGAGGGAGGAGGUGAAGGUGAAGGAGCAAAGGAGACGCAGCAGACGUGGGUCCACGAGAUCUUCCAGGGAACGCUGACCAACGAGACGCGGUGUCUGAACUGUGAAGCCGUCAGCAGUAAAGACGAGGACUUCCUGGACCUGUCGGUGGACGUGGAGCAGAACACGUCCAUCACACACUGUCUGAGGGGCUUCAGCAACACGGAGACACUAUGCAGUGAAUACAAGUAUUACUGUGAGCAGUGUCGCAGCAAACAGGAAGCACAGAAGAGGAUGCGGGUGAAGAAGCUCCCGAUGAUUCUCGCCCUCCACCUGAAGCGCUUUAAAUACAUGGACCAGCUGCACCGCUACACCAAGCUGUCCUAUCGCGUCGUCUUCCCGCUGGAGCUCCGCCUCUUCAACACGUCCGGGGACGCCACCAACCCGGACCGCAUGUACGACCUGGUGGCGGUGGUGGUGCACUGCGGCAGCGGUCCCAACCGAGGACACUACAUCACCAUCGUGAAGAGCCACGGCUUCUGGCUGCUGUUCGAUGACGACAUCGUGGAGAAAAUCGACGCCCAGGCGAUCGAGGAGUUCUACGGCCUCACGUCGGACAUUUCCAAGAACUCUGAGUCAGGAUACAUCCUGUUCUACCAGUCCAGAGACUGACCCAGCCGCCACUCAAACCCCCACAGACUGUCACUCAACAGAGGGGGAGGGGCUUACAGCUGCUAGCGGCUCCGCCCACUACGCUCACACAAGUACCCCGGGCUUUAUUCCCUUGUGGGCGGAGAUUUGCACCGGAGCGCCCCCUGGGAUCGGUGGAGCCGUGCGCAGGUCGCAUGGCAGCUUCCUGGAUUACCGCCCCCCCCCCGUUCAAACCCCCCGAGCCCACACUGCAGCGAGCGCCACGACCAAAACAAGAUGGCCGACGCCAAUCCAAGAGGCUGACAUCACCGUGUGCACGCCGGUUCCAUCGCCGAGGUAACCGCUGCAGAGACUGGGGGGGACGACGCAGAACGACCAAUCAGGAGGCGACACCAGAGGCUGCCAAUCAUCCUCGUCGUCAUGGUUACCGUCGGUGUCAUCAUGUCUUCUUUUAGCCUGCGUGUGAUUCUGAGCUCAAUUCGCUUUCCACCGUGAAGCUUCUCCUUCGCUUCACGCUAACACACACAUCCACAAACACACAAACAUCGUGUCACAACAACACAACCACCGACACAACGUUUCCUCAUCGCACAACGUGAUCGAGUUCUGUUGCUAGUUCGCAGUGUUCAUGAAGCGGUGCUAACAACAUUACGUGUUACACCAGUAACGUCUCUGACUGAAAAUUUUGCCUCAUUUUUCAUAUUUGAAUUCUGAAAAUUUGACCGAAAUACCAUUUAACGGUUGGUGUAAUUUAACCGUUUAUAUUUUGUAUUGAUUAUUUACAAGGUUUGUCCUCUAUUAUCUUCACUUCCUGUUCCCAGGACUCAAACACUCACAGUUUAAUGCUAAGCUGUCGUGCUAGCUGUCAAUGCUAAAGAGAACCACGCGGGAAAAUACACCCGUCUCCUCCUCCUCCUCUUUCAGAUUAACACAAUUCGAUUGGCUGCCGCAUAGAAAGUUGAGAUCUAAGUGGAAGUAUUUGAGUUCCUGGUGUGUUGUCAUAUUCCGGGCCACAAACCCUAGAGGACGAGCGGUCAGGUGGUUAGUUAAACCUUUUGAAGCAGGCACUUCCUGUUCAGAUAUUUACCCAGAGUCCCUUUCUGCAGUUUGCUUUUUAAACACUCCUUCAAAUGUCAUUUUUAAGGCUCAAACACAAAGAGACCGGUUCUUUCCUUUCACCUCUGACAGACACUACAUGAAGCCUGUGAAUGUUCAGUUCCCUUUUUGUUUUAAAGCUUUACUCAUCGACAGCGAACCCUUCACUCCUCCGUGCACGCACCUCGCUGGAAGCUGGCAGAGCGUCAGCAGCCAAUCAGCCGCUGGCACAGAUCAGCUCCGGUUUGUGCAGCUGCAGCUCGGAGCUUUUACAUAACAUGUUUUCCUCUCGGUGACGUCGGCGGCGCUCGGCUGGCGUGCCGCUCGCCCACAGUCGCUCCCCGACUCGCUGGAUGUGAUGAGACGGCCUCAUGCCUGUUGUUGUGGUUAGAACAGUUUCCUCUGCUCGGUAUCGGAUCCAAUUCGGCUCAAAGGCAACGAGUUCAGGAAGGUCACAGCUUCUGAUUCACUGCUGACUCAUCUGACUGAAGUGAAGCUUUUAUCAACCAGUCAGUGUUUGUUCAAACUCCGCAAAUCGCUUCAUUAACACGUAAAGUUUUAUUUGAAUUCAUGAGAAACAGGAAACAUUUCAACCUUUUACUUUACUUCUCGGUUUCGUCUCGUUCUUUGAAGUUUGAUUUACGUCAAAAUGUUCCGAUGCCAAUUUCUCGUGUGAUUAACAAGGAUAAAAACUUGUUUAACGUAUUUUAUUCUCAAUUUUAUUCUUUUUACUUUACAUGUUACCUCUCUCCGGCUAACGCACAAUCCCUUCUUCUUCUUCGCUGCCCCAAAAUCAGUUCCCGCUCGUGGCAGAACAGCACAACUUCUGUUUGAGUUGCGAAGAAGAAGAAGAAGUGAUUUCUGGGAAAAUAAAAUUGCAGGUUUGACUGAAACUAACACUUUU